AUGGACCCACAAACUUUAGAAAAUUACUAUAGAAAUUAUUUCCCUUGCAAUGCCCUUUGCAGAUGGCUCAAUGCAGGAGUUGAGCUUGAAACACAAGAUCCUCAUUACGACAAAACUUACUUUGAAAGAAGAGAAUUUUCUUUCACUUUGCCGGGAGAUACACUAACUCAAACCAAUUAAUUUUUGAAAAAUAAAAUUAUUUUAUUUUCGUAAAAAAGUAAUUUAAUAAUUAUACCGUAUAUAUUGCCGCCAUCAAAGUUUCAGCUCCGCAGAUGAGUUCAAAAAUCAGCUAAUCCACGACAAGCCAGAAAAAUUUGAUAUUGGAGCUAUAUGAACAGUCCCUCCUAAAAGAAAAGACUCAAUGCUUAAUAAAAUCCGCUAUGAGACUAUCGAAAGAGAGUUUGUCAUUGAUAUUGAUAUGACUGAUUAUGACAAAGUCAGAACAUGCUGCUCUGGCGCUGUAGUCUGCCAGCUUUGCUGGAAAUUCUUAGUGGUCGCUUGCAAAUCAAUGGAUAUUGCAUUAAAAGAAUCAUUUGGGUACACAGUCAAUUUGUGGGUAUAUUCUGGCAGAAGAGGUGUCCAUUGCUGGGUUUCUGACCCAUCCGCAAGGCGUUUAAAUGAUUUUCGAAGAAAAUCAUUAAUAGAAUUCCUUAAUUCAGGGCCAAAGUCUCAUACACCUUUUCUCCAGAUUUACAGAGAAGUUUUGAGACCUCGAUUUGAAGAAAUUAUUGUGAGGGAACAGAAAUUGUUUGAAAACCAGGAAAGACUGAACGAAUGUGUCGAAAUUAUUAAUAAUCAGCUUGGAGCUAAGAUGCAGUUUGUAGCGAAAUCAACAAGUGAGGAAACUUGGGCAGAAGUCAGUGAGUUUAUUAAUUCUCAGCCUGACUCAAUAGUAAUUGAUCAAAUCAAGCAAAAAAUUUGUUUUAAAUAUGCUGAAUUUAAUUAAAUUUAUCAAAAAUUAUGGUCUAAAUAUUAUAGAUAUGCCAAAAGUUUGAUUUUAUUUUGCAAAAUAUACUUAUAUCCAAGAUUAGAUGUCCAUGUCUCCAUGGCAAUGAACCAUUUAUUGAAGUCUCCUUUUUCUAUUCACCCCAAAACUGGAAAUGUUUGUGUCCCAUUUUUAGUUGAAAAUGUGGAAGAAUUCCAAAUCGAUAAAGUUCCUAAUUUAACAAGUCUCUGUGAAGGAAUUGAUAAUUUAGAGCCAUAUGUGGAGAUCUUAAAUAAUGUAAGCAACCAGCUAAAAGAAUGCAGUAGAAUCGAGAGAAGCAAAAGAGUUGCAGCUUUGCGAGAGCAAAAUACAAAAUUUUAA
Molecule: messenger RNA, 1306 nt
Organism: Blepharisma stoltei
Lineage: Eukaryota; Ciliophora; Heterotrichea; Heterotrichida; Blepharismidae
Source: the annotation of a GenBank genome assembly